AUGGAAAAGUUGCCAGAACAGUUUCGUUUGACCAUCACGCGAGGGCAGAACUUUCUAGAAUGGUUGAUAGAAGAAAUGUUAGACGCCUUUGAGAAGGAACUCAGACUUCGCGAAGCGCACAAUGCAGUGGGAACGAAAUCGGAUCUAGAGCAGGAAAGACACGAGCGAAAUUCGGGUAUAAGGAAAUAUGGCCAACAUCAUCAUGGAACUGCAGCUGCAUUGUUAGCAAACGAAAGGAGAGGAAACUGUGCCUUCUGUUUGAAGAACCACAAUCACGAAGACUGCGAGGGAAUGACAGAUCCGAAGUCACGAAAGAGUUUGGCUCGUAAAUACGGUAAAUGUUUUCUUUGUUUAUUUAGGGGCCAUAGAUCCAGUAAAUGUACUGUUAAAAAUAUGUGUAAUGUGUGCAAUGGGGCACCUCAUGUUGCAUUAUGUGAUGCAAGGCCUAAAAAGACGAUAAACGUGAUAAAACAGUCCAACCUGACGAAGAAUCUAAACAGGUCCCUGUUAAUAAUAAUGUGCAUGAGAUUAGUUCCAGUAGUAACUUGCAUGUGUGAACUGGUAGCCUGGUUGCCUUGCAAACUACACGCGGGGUUUUAAGGGGUGAAAGGGUGGCUAAGGUGCGGGUUCUCUUUGAUGCGGGAAGUCAUCGUUCCUGUGUGAAUUCUAAAACAGCUGGUCUUGUGAAUCCCAAGGGCUUAAGAAGGGAAUUGUUAGGGAUUAAUACGUUCGGUCAAAAAUAAACCAAUGCCGAGAACAGGGAGGUGGUCGAAUUAAAUCAUGAACCUGUUAACGGGAAUAAGGUUAUCUGCUUAGAAUCAUUUGUAGUGCCAGAAAUCUGUAGAAUACAGACAAUACAGAAUAGCCAUGUACAACUAGCAAGGAGAGAAUACCCACAUUUGAAAGGUAGAUGGUCUUCAGAUGUCUCGAAGUGCCAGGGUGAGCUAGAGAUAGAUGCGUUGAUAGGGACAGAUUACCUCUGGAAUUUUCAGACAGGUGUAACUAAGAGAGGUAAAUCAGGAGAGUUAGUUGCCAUAGAAACUGAGUUAGGAUGGGUUUUAUCAGGGCCUCAUCCUCGGUCCCAGGGCCUCACGGCCGACACUGCGUUGCCGGAGGCCCUGGCGAAAACGAAACGAGAA
This is a messenger RNA of Paramuricea clavata, 1139 nucleotides long. The record is from the annotation of a GenBank genome assembly. Lineage: Eukaryota; Metazoa; Cnidaria; Anthozoa; Malacalcyonacea; Plexauridae.